This is a messenger RNA of Lotus japonicus, 981 nucleotides long. RefSeq lists its product as uncharacterized. The coding region runs from base 439 to 792 and encodes 117 amino acids. The record is from RefSeq and is a predicted model, not a curated record. The transcript has a single exon. Lineage: Eukaryota; Viridiplantae; Streptophyta; Magnoliopsida; Fabales; Fabaceae.
UCUUAAAUUUGGCCUCCACCCCCGGAAAUCAUGUCAUCAAUAUACUGAAACUAUCCCUCAAAAGCAUAAACAAUAUCUCACAAAUUUGCUUAGAGGUCAUGAACAUCAUUUUUGUAAAAGAUAGUAAUAACCAAUCCAAGAGGAACCAAUUGGCCAAUGGUCAAAAACACAUGCAACCACUUAGAAAUGAAUGGCUAAGCUAUGUUCACGGAUUUGACAGUGAAGAUAAAACAUAACAACAGGUUGUUCUGAAUCAGUUUCAUUUCCAAAUCCUCUCUUGAAACCUACCAUCACCAUGUCUCAUCCCACUUCAUCAUCCCCUUUGGUCCAACUUAUAUAAACUCAUUCCUUGUCCACUUCAUCCUACCAAUCUGGGUUUGGUAAUUGCUUGUGAGACAAUUAAGACAAUCAAACACCACCACCACCACCAUCAUCAUCAUGAGUCUUAAUUGCCUUACAUGCAGCCAGAACCUUCAAAGGACAGACUCCUUUGGAGAGUUUUUCACAGAAAAGGAAUACAAGGAAGUUUGCAAAAAGGUUGAUAGAAACUGGUCAGGGAACCUGAUAGCAUCAUCAUCAUCAUCGUCAUCAACAUCCCAGUGUGACCUUCCCAAAGGCCAAGGGGGGAAUGUGGCCAAGAUCAAGGCUGAGCACCGCCGCGUUCAUAGCACCGGAAACAUUCCUUACCCUGGCAGCUCUCAGCCGAAAUUAGUGCGGAGCAGUGGGAUGAGAAGAGAUUGGAGUUUCGAGAAUUUGGCUGAAAACCAAGACCAGAGUGUGAGUUGCCACUGAGAUAUCACAAUCAGAUCAAUGAAAAAUUGUUGUCAUUCAGCCUUUUUUCCUCACUGUGUAUAUUUGAUGUUAAGAUUGGGGAAAUUGGUAGAGUGGAUGUACAUUAUAAAUAUGGUGUUUCGAGCGCCUGCAUGAUGGCGCUUUUUUUGCACCGAUUAUAAUUCACAUCUCUGAUUCUUUUUGUUUUCA